GGCUGCCCGCUGUUGCCAGCCCUGUACAUUCUAUAUGUGGAACAUUUACAUGAUAUGAUUAGAGAUAAUCCUGUCAUCAAAGGCCUCCCUAUGCCAGACGGACAACAACUUAAAUCGGGAGCAUUCGCGGACGACACAGCCGCAGUAACAGAGACCACACAAUCGAGUGUGGAUGCCAUAAAGCAUGAGGUUGUGGUCUUCGAACAGUUCGCAGGAGCCAGAAUCAAUUGGAGCAAAUCCAUCGCACUGACACCCCCCGGGGCGGAUACGUCACCACUUCGGGGCAUGAUGGUGCAAGAGGAGAAUCGACAAACCAAGUACCUAUGUAUCCUCCUGCCGGGGGCACUCACCACGGGAGAACAGAUGGAAGAGUUACUACAUGAAGCAGUGAGAAAGAUGACGGACUGGUCAAAGGGUGCUUCGUUGGGGAUAAUGGGAAGGAUCCUUGUUGCAAAUAAUGCAGUCUCCUCAACACUAUGGUAUGUGAGGGCGGUGUCAUCACCAAGCAAGAAGCCGUGGAAAGAUUAUAAGAUAGCACUGCGUCGCUUCAUAUGGAGGAAUGAUCCGCAGGCACAUCACCUCAUAUAUCGAGUGCGAUGGGAAAAACUGACACAACCACGUAGCAAAGGUGGGUUGGGUCUUCUCACCGCUCUCCACAUGAGGACAAUACUGUGGCUGUUGUUGGAAGAUGACAAAGAACCAUGGAAAAUGCUUACUAUUCAGCUUAUGGCAGAAGCCAUCCGAGUUCACCCCGCAGAUGUGGAUAUCGCUCUCCUUCACCCUAAACCUUUGAGGGGUCUCAAGAAAGAUGCCCUCUGGACGGCCACAUUGGAGAAAUGGAGAGAACAACCACUGCAGCAGGCCGCCCCGCGUUCCUGCGACCAUAUCUUGCAGCAGACACUAUUCGGGAAUAGACUCAUCAUCUCAACACAAGGCCAGGCAACCACUGUACAAACAACAUAUGCUGCAGCUACAGUGAGGGCGGCUUUGUGGGCGGCAGCAUGGGCAAUGAGGAUACGGGAACUGCGCACUGGCAAGACAGGCUCAUUCCACACACGCCGAGCCUGGAUGAUCAGGAAUCUAAAGGUCUCACUGAUGACGGAUGUCGCCCGCAGAAAGAAUGGAGGUUGGCGCUUUCUGCAAAAUGCUUGGGCCGCAUACGGAGGGGUGGUGGAAAUAGGCACCGAAGUAGGGGAGUGGCGCUGGAAAAUGCAGUUGGAGGAAGAGGCCAUGCAAACCGACCCGGAUGAUGAUGUAUGUCCUCCUGCAAUGGACAAUCAGUCGACAGAGUUAUCGGAGGACGACAGUCGACAACACACACAGAAAGACCUGUUCAGGGACCGGCCAGACAUUGAGACGGCACUGCAUCCGAGACACCUGCAGGACGAGGUUCAACCCACGAACUGCCAACAACAGAGUAAUGAAAGUGACCAAGGCAACAUUGACGAAGUCAUUGCAAGACUCCCGGAAGACGUGCUGGACAGCCUGGGGACACCGGAGUACGAUUUCUCGGAAGAUGUCACAGACAGCUACUGAUCUGCAGUCUCUAACCUAAUCAGGAACCUUUUAUCUAAGGAAGAAGCUGAUGAGAGAGAGUUUAGAUUUAUAAUCAAUCAAGCUGAACUCUCUCCUGUAAGGGAGAUAUUCUCAUCAACUAUCAGGGAGGUUGGGAAGUGUAAGGUUGUCGAGAAUGAGAUAAAAGCACUGCAGUUCAUCUUCGAUCAGCCCCCUUGGCCAAGGCACCUUGAUAUCCUGAUCAGAGUCAGGCAGAUUGAGCUGAAUUUCAAACACGGCGAUAGGGGCAAGACGCACGCUGCAGCUUUUAAGAACGCAUUGACCAACCUUGCCAAAAAGCUCUGCGACAAAAGGUUUCCGCUAGAAGUCAAGCAAUUGCUUAAGAUCCAUGAGUUAGAGACAUCUAGGCUGGGUCUGGAUGAAAUCAACCAGGAAUGGGAUGACCAAGAUGUCAAGGCAGCCUCGUCACGAGGAGGGCUUCCUUUGCUGCUGCUUGUCGUUGUGGUCUUUCAUAUCUGCGUCCUCGGUCGCGUCCCUGGGAGGAAACAGACGCGGCGAACACCGAAGACGGCCAGGAAGAUGGAAAAGCUACAGACGAAAACCACGCUGUCCGUAGGGGCUGGAGGGUCGUCACGUCAGCGUUGCAGCACUGCGGAAGGCGGCAGGCGGCCGUACGACCCAACGCUGUACAGCCACCUGCCGUCCCACGAGAUUUCGUUGCCUCCGAGUGACGACGACGAUGACGACCCUCGAUCAUCAACGGUUCCUCUGGGCAGCGGUUCGACGCAGGAUUGGAUGGGGAGCCAGUUGUACAGACAGGCCUCUACGUCGACGUACAUUGGUCUGCUGGAGGGGCGGACCCCGGUUGGUUAUGACGCAAGGCUUGUAGAUCUCAGCUUCGGUUUGAGGUCUAGGAGUGGCCAGGACGUCACGCACACCGUUCUCGUGAACCCGGCUUCUGGCACGAGCCACACAACGUCUUCGGUGGGGCCGUCGGGCCUUUCGGACACCCGCGCCCGGAGUUCUGGUCAGUCGGACGACGAACGUGGACUCCUUUCACGAGGGCGGGGGGCAGUGGGCACAGCAGGUGUGGGCGCGGCGACGACGAGGACAAGUGGAUCGACGACGCCAGCCGGCACAAUCGACCGACGACGGGAUGACGAUGAGGGCUCCGCUGCGGAGGUCGUGGGGCGAAAGCUUUGGGAUGGGCGACAAUCGCGUCAAUCGAGCACGUCCGGCAUAACGAGAGGGGUGGUGAAGAUUAAUGUAGGGGCGAACGAUAUAGUCGGCGAUUGCGAUGGUGCAGCGGGUGAAGAUUGCUCCACAGGCGACGGGAGCAAUGACAACGACGAGGACGACAACGGGGAGAUGAAGAUUCGUCCGGUAGGGAAGAAACGGGGAGGGCCAAGGACCACAAACAAGUUAACUGAGCCGCGCGUGGGGCGGAGAGGCAAGAAGAGUGCGGGAGAUGCGUCGGCAGGCGAGGGGGCAAAAAGCAGGGAUUUUUGGACCGUGGAACACAUGAUUGCUCUGAUCCGAGCUAAAAGAGACCAGGAUUUACAUCUGGCAGGCCUCGGCCACAACAUCGGGAGGAUGAAGACGAAGACAUGGAAGUGGGCUGACGUCGAGAAGAGGCUCGUGCAGAUGGGGGUGACGAGUAGAAAGGCCGAGGACUGCGAGAAAAAAUGCGACAACCUGUACAUGCAGUUCAAAAUCGUGCACAAGUUCAUGGGAGAAUCGGGGAAGCCUGAUUUCUUCACUCUAUCGCUGACGAACACUGGCUGCGGGGGGCGGUGAAUCCCCAGGUCCACUCGGCGCCUCACCCCGUUCGCGUCGACCUCCCACAACAAAUUCUCGUCGAACUC
Chara braunii is the source of this 3380-nucleotide messenger RNA. The record is from the annotation of a GenBank genome assembly. NCBI's taxonomy places the organism in Eukaryota, Viridiplantae, Streptophyta, Charophyceae, Charales, Characeae.